Messenger RNA from Aquila chrysaetos chrysaetos, 8003 nucleotides. It is a transcript of the gene STX11, whose product is annotated as syntaxin 11. The record is from RefSeq and is a predicted model, not a curated record. Gene Ontology annotation, molecular function: SNARE binding; SNAP receptor activity. Gene Ontology annotation, biological process: synaptic vesicle fusion to presynaptic active zone membrane; exocytosis; intracellular protein transport. Gene Ontology annotation, cellular component: presynaptic active zone membrane; endomembrane system; SNARE complex. Lineage: Eukaryota; Metazoa; Chordata; Aves; Accipitriformes; Accipitridae. The coding region runs from base 3454 to 4320 and encodes 288 amino acids. The transcript has 4 exons.
AAUGUCUUAAUCACUUGUAAAUACCACUGUGCGGUAGCAAUAGUAGUUAUAUAAAUGUGGUAUGUACAUAGCUAUUUCACUGAGCCAAUGUGUUUCAGGAAAGCCGAGGUAAUUAAUUAGAUAAUGUAUAUACUCAUGGCAGUGUAGCGACAGCGCUGCCUGCGAGUGCGUUGUCUGAUUUCCUUGCGCAGUGACUCAUAAUGAUGCCGAGCUGUAGUAAUUGCCAAGAAAUGCAUGGAUGGCUGUCUCACUGUUUAUGUUAGUGGUAUGGUUCUGUCUUAACUCUUUGCCAAGCCGGUGGAGGUACAGUUCACGCUCCCCUUGUCUCUGUCUGGGCCAGUUUUACCUGAUGACCUUGGUGUUACCUAUGGCAGGAAGGACGGGCACGCUGCAGUAGUCAGCCUGCAGUGCGCUGUGUGUACUGAAAAGCACUGAAUGGAGAGCGAUGGUGGGAUUGUUUUUCUUCCCCUUGGGUAAAAUACAAUCCCGUGCAUGUUCAUUUACUUUUUAUAAAGGCACUCUGGUUUUAGCAAGCUGUACACAUUAAAGCUGAUUGGAGUCAGCUGGCAGGUCUCAAGGAUUCGGCAGGUUUUCAGUAUCUGCAGUUGCUAACUAUAUAUUCUGUUCCUAGCAUCCUUAGGAAAAGGAAGUGGCUAAAUUUGGGGUUUGCAUUAGCCUUUCCUGUCCUUAACUUCCAUUUGUAUACAGAAGCACGAGGACUGCUGGAGAGAGUUCCCAAGUUGGGGAGGGGGUUCAAACAGUGCACAUGAAGACUGAACACUUCAAUGGGCCAUGUAGUGAAGAUGGAGAAACUUUUUUUUGUCUACAGCCCUGGUACAGGCACCAACCCCCAGCCAAACAAACACAAAUCUUGUUACAAUUGCUCAUUAGCGUGACUUGUGAGAAAAAUGUCAAGAGAUACUAAGAAUCCAUUUUAUUGUCUAUCCAGGAUUGAAAAUUUCUCAGUGGUGAUCCACAGCUCUCCAGUGAAAAUUUAGACAACCCAGUAAGUAGUAGCAGUCAACCUAUGUGCAACAAGCUGUCCUCUCCAAUGCACAAAUAAUGUUUACUUAGCAUGUGCUACUGUGUAGUAACAAGUUAAAACUUCAGAUUUUUUUGUCUGUCUCAUCAUAAAUAUGUGAAAAAUGCAAUGCAUAUUAUGUGUGCACUUAAUGCAUGCCAGCAGCUUCUCCUAGUUUUGAUACUGAUGUCUGGACAACCUGAUAACUAGUCUAUGGAAAACACCAAGAUGAUUAACUUUACUGAAUACAUCUGGGAAGUAUGAGAUGCACCCUAGAUCCUUGAAUUUGUAAUAUGCUGUUGUACAAAAAUUGAGAGUUACUUUACCUUGAAGAGACUGAAUACUGGUAAAGACACUGGGAUAAGUCAAAGAGGACCCUCCAAAGCUAUCAGUAUUCAAGCAAUUAUUGCCUCAUUACUUUAAGUUAGAGGCAACAAACUAUUUGAGUGUUAAUUUUUUCCCCCUAGGCCUUUCCUAGCCUUUAUGGUAGGAAGGGAACCACUGGAGACUUGGAGAUUCUGAUAGCUGCAGAAAUAGCCCACAAAGAAUGGAGCCAUCCCUGCUUCUCUGAAUAUAUCGACUUGUAAUAAAUAACUUGUUCCAAUACAAACAGAGAAGUUGACACUUCAUGCAAGCUUUUGGGAAAAAAACUGCCCUGAGACAUUUGCAACUGCAUACACUUCUCACUAGGGUAUUGAAAGUAUUAAAAGAGGUGUUCUGCUGUACACAGGCUUUGACUACAAUAUGAAGUGGGUGGUGUCUAAGAGUCUUCAGAUAUAUUUGUGGCUUCUUGCUGGAUUUCUGUAGCUUUAUAACUGGUGUUCUGUGUUAACUGGUGUAUUUUCAAUCCUGAAUAUGUUUUUUCUAUUUUUAAACAUUGCCCAAUCCAAGAAACUCCAGAGAAGAUAACUUCCUUUCAGUGAGGCCACAGAAAGAUUUUGAAAUGCUGAUCUCUGUCAUAGGUGUUAAUAUUGGAGUUAAUAUACAGAUAUGAUCUUAAAACUGCUCCAGAAGGCAAGCUGUCCUAUCAUUAGAUUAUGAUUUUUGGUGUUUCCUUGAGCUCUUAUAGAUGAGAAGGAGGAAAAAGAAGAGUGAUUUGAGAAAUUCAAGCCUGCUGUUCCACCAGUGAUGGACAUGAUUGGCAAGAUGGGGAAUUUGGUCUGAAAAGAUGACUAGCACUCUGCUCUGAGUCAAUUAGAAGAUCUUUUGGAAAGAGGAAAACCUAUAGUAAAUAACAGUCUGUUUUCCAAAUGAAUUAAUAUUGUCAAAUCUAUUAUUGGAUAACAGAUGCCAGGGAAAAUUAUUAAAUCUGGUCUAAGACAGUUGUUUCCAAAACAGAAAGAUACUAGAAAACUGUGAUUAAAUCUGAGACUCCAACUCUUUAAAUGAAAGGCUUCGGCUGCAUUUAACCCUUCUUUUACCUAUACAUGACUUGCAUUUUUGUGCAACAGCAGCACACUGUUUGCCUUGUAAUGGAGCAUGUUCAACUCAGCCAGUCCGUCUGAGUCGAUUUCCAUCAAUACUGCAUCCUCUACAAGCAGUAUGGGAAGAUACUGGAAUGUGCUGAUGCAUGCUUGGCUAUGAAGCAAUUCUGCCUGGGAGCAGGUUAUUUCCUAAUUGUUCACCACUUGUUUUCUUGAGUCACAUCUAUUCUGUGUCAUGCAACCAAGAGCACAUGUCAUUCAGAGACAGGAUGAGCCAUGUGGGUUCAUAGUGGAGCACAAAACAACUUCUACCUUCUGAGGGAGAGAAGAACCGCGGAUAGAAACAAAUUUUAACUGGCUUGUUUUGAAAUAUCUGUUGUUCCUCAAACAGGCCACUUCAACUGAAGUCAAAGCUUCAUCUUGUAAGGCCCUACUCAAGGCUGAAAAGUUUACUGACUAGACUUUGGGUAAUCCACAAGCUAGUAUUAACUAGCAGCUGCCUUUGAUGAAUGCUGUAAAAAUUAAAAAUGUACACUGGCUUCCUUCCCAGCUCCUGGUGACGAAAUACGGGUGCUGUGCUGAAACUGCUGCUUUAUUUCACCGUUUGUCCCCAAACUCAGUGAUGUGGAUAUACAAAUGCUAAAGCUGAAAUAAAUAGAGGACUCUGAAGUCAGGCUUGAAGAGAUGGCACCGUUUGUUAGGACAAAAGUGCAAUCACUUUAGCUGUGGAGCCAUUACCCUGAUGCGUAUGGAUCCUCAAUGCAGAGUUAAAAGAUCCUAAUGUUGAUCACCUUGAAUAAUUGGAUUCUACUGGAUCUACUGGAUCACGGAGAUCGUGGGUGAUGCUGUACAUAUCAUUGGAGAUGAGCUUCUCACAAGUGACCUCGAUCCAUGUGUUCAUUCACUGAUGUCUGGCUUGUUACUUCGUGAUCUUAGUCAGCAAAGUGCCCGAGGCUUGCAGCAGUGACCAAAGUCAGAAGGAGCUGACUUCUGAACGUACCAGGCAGGAUGAAAGACCGGCUAAAUGAGCUGCGUGAAUUUGCCAGGUUACACAACCAACAGUUUUCUGAUAGUGAGGAGGAUGAAAAUUCACCCCAUGAUGUUCUCCUUUAUGAGACUGAUUAUGCCUUGGAAAUUCUUCAUAAAGACAUACAGAACAUUCGGACAGAAAAUGACCACCUAAAAGAGGAUGUCAAGCGGCUCAGAAAGCAAAACAGCCGCUUCCUUACUUCCAUGCGCCGUCUUAGUAGCAUCAAACGAGAUACUAACUGUAUUGCCAGAGACAUCAAGGCCCGCGGAGAAAGCAUCCACAGGAAACUCCAGAUAAUGAGAGAUUUCAGCGAAGAUGCAAUAACAAAAUACGGGGCUAUGUCUGUCAUUGCCAGGGUGGCGAAGAACCACUACGUUGACCUCAUGCAUGCAUUUCAGGAAGCUAUGUUUGAAUACAAUGCAACAGAGAUGAACCAACGGGAGAACUGCAAGAUUCGAAUUCAGCGGCAGCUAGAGAUCAUGGGCAAAGAUGUUUCUGGCAACCAGAUUGAGGAGAUGAUUGAGCAAGGCAAGUGGGAUGUCUUCUCUGAGAAUCUCUUGUCGGAUGUUAAGGGGGCUCGCUCAGCCUUGAAUGAGAUAGAGACACGUCAUAAGGAGCUGGUGAAGUUAGAAGGACGCAUUAAGGAAGUUCACGAGCUCUUUCUGCAGGUGGCCCUGCUAGUGGAGGAACAGGCAGACACCUUCAAUGUCAUUGAGAUAAAUAUGCAAAAUGUUGAGGACUAUGUAGGAGAAGCUAAAGAGCAAGUGAAAAAAGCUUUGGAAUACAGAAGAAAACACCCCUUCAGAACAAUCCUCUGCUGCUGCUUAUCCUGUUGCAGAAGGUGACUAUCCCACUGACGCUAUCACCGACCGACUCAAAUGUCUUCAAAAUCAGGCAUUCUUUCCAGUGACUUCUCUGUAAUGACAACCCCUAUAAACUGGGGGGGGAGCUAUUUUGCAGUUGGUUUUGUUCAUUGCCUUUUUUCCUAGAUGUGCUGAAGGCUGUUCUAUUUGAGAGCUCCUAGAAAUGUUGAUAAACUAUUUUUAAUCUAUUUUUAAUUGAAAUGUACUCUGCUGCUGUAAGUAAAGGUGCAAGAAGGUCUCUGCAGUGAUACUUUUUUCAAAUAGGCAAGAGGAAUGAAUGAUGGGCUGAUAACUCAGCCUAGGGAUGAUGAGAAAUUUCAAGAAAUAACUUUAUUCUUCUCAAAGUGAGUCUGCAGGCGAUGCAGCCUUACCACCUGGGGUGACACAAUACACCACAGAAUCAGGAGGUUUCAAUUUUAACUAGAUUGGAGCCUGCUUGAUGCAAAUACUUGAACAGAUUUUUUCUCCGUUCAUUUGACAAAAUAUUGAGCCUGUUAGCAGGAGCAGGACACAGGAACUAGUUUCUAUUUCAACUUGAUUUCCACCUGUCAUGAAUCUUAACAGAAGUAAGUGCACCUUAAAUGAUAGUAUGCGUGUUUUGCUCCAUUCACAAAUGGAGCAAGUGAUUGCUUUUCUCCAUUUUGAGUACCCGCAACUUUGUCAAGGUGGCUAGAAGUACUGCAACACUGAGGCAUCUCACUGGCUUUUGACUUCAGCCACUGUCUGUACUCUCAGUUUCAAAACUGCCAUGCUUUUAUGCUUCUAAUACAUUUUUCUGCCAAUUAAUACUUCAGCCAGAAGAGAUGCAUGCAGUGGCCUUCUGCAGAAGCACCCAUAAGAAGACAACAGCUGGGGAGUCGAGAAAGCAUUUUAGGGUCUCCUGUGCUGGCACAUAAACACAAACAGUUUCAGCGGAAGGAUUAUCCUGUCAAUAGACUUUUAUUUUUUUAUAAGCAUUGAUUGAAUAUGGAUUUUUUAAUAUCUAUUUUAAAUAACAUGAAGGAUUAAAUUUAUUAACAUGCAAUUUUACCGGUGUACAAAAACUAUGACUUUUCUCCCAUUAUUAGGAAAUCUCCACCUGGGAAAGAAAAUAGACAUAUUUCUUCAGUACACCUGAAGAAGAAAGAAAACAACAUUUUAAUGUCAUUUCAGUGCUCUUUUCAAGCUUAAAACUAAUCUCUCCUUUUGUGUAAGGGGAGUCUGCCAACAGUAGGUUUGGAAUAUGAGGAGGGAAUAGAAAAUUUGCAGCCCUGGAAACCACUGAGCAUUGUCAGUGAAGCAUGUAUUCAUAAGGUCUGGGGAAUGAUUACAGCUCCUGCUUCUGGAGGUUUUCCAACUACAAUAUUUCUAGGUGGCUUCCUGAUACACUGUGAUCUAUUGCUAUCCUUUGAAUUAAUGCAGGACAUUUUUUCAGAAGUUAGUGACUUUUUUAAAAAACUCUGAUCCUAUUUGUAACUAUUUUAAUAAAUAUAUUGAAACAUUUCAAGUGUUUUGCUUUUGGGAUUUUUUCUCGGGAGAUGCGCAUAGCCAUCUUCCUGCACCAAUCGCAAUGAAACAAUUCCCUUCUGAUCUUUUCCACACUAAUCUUAUAUGUGAAAAAACACCCAUACAUUUCUUACUAUUUAUAUUGAUACAACAAAGCAGCAAAAUAAAUUCAACUUCCAAGUGUUCAUAUCCUAGUGGGAAAUGCUUCUUAGCCGGACAGGCUUUUUUUACACAAAUAGAAGCUAAAUGGAUAACUCUUCCCAAAAACUGAAAGUCUCUUUUGCGGAAGUGCAUGUCUGUGAUAACACAGAAGAGUGAGGAACACUGAUCUUCUAAACUAGAAGAUACUUUGAUAUUCAGUGAUGUCCUGAUGAAAUCAGAAUUACACUUGCCUGAGGACCUCUCCAACAACCCAAUGCUCAAACUUGAAGUGGGAGAAAGGAGGGUGUUGAGCUGGCACCAUUACCAGUAGCUUUGGUGCUACUCAAGAAAAGUUGCUUACUCCGUAGGUACUGCCAUUCAAGGCAAUGGAAAUGUGCAUUUGUAGAGAAAUACCCUAAACCUCUGAGUGUCAGCAUGUGGGCAUAAAUCAGUGAAGAACAGAAUAUGCAUUUAAUUUCAUCUGCAUAUUCUUAGCACUCACUAGUGCUUUUGAUAAAAAUGUGUACAUGUUUUUUUUGUUGGUUUCUUUUUUGCACAUAUGUAUGUCUACAAAUGGAAUAAAAGAUUUAAUAAGAAAAACUGAAAGUGCAGAGCGUUGUACAUUGAAUCAGCAGCUCUGAAUAGUUUCUUGCAUUGUCAAAGUUUAGUUUAAAAGCUGCUGGACUAAACUGAGUUGGUGAAAGGAGAUUAAACAAUGCCUAAAAAAAAAAGUCCUCCUAAUAUCUGUUGCCACAAUAAAUCAAGUGUGUUGCAUAUUGAGAUAGACUUCCCAUAAUUUUUCCUACAAAAACCAUGAAAAAUGAAUUUCAUGCAUUCUAAGAUGAUUCUCUACUGCAAGAAAAAAUACAAAUUUACUCUGGCAGUUCUGAGAGAUCUUGAUGAUUUCGUUAGUAGAAACUCAAAGCUUAUAUUCAAAUCUUUAGCCUGAUUUGAGGCACAGGGAAGGAGAGCGAAAGCAUGAAGAAAAAGGUAAUUGGAGACCUUGUCUCUUGACUUAAGGCUGUUGCUGCAGGGAAGAAACUGAGAAUCAUUGAAACACCAGCUUGGGACCCUUUAAAACUAUUUUAAAGUUGCAUUGUGAAUUAGAGGCACUUAAAAAAUUACUUCCAGUAACUGAAGAAGUCAUUCACUUCCUUGCAAGCAUGUGUUCAUUGCUUAAUACCAUGGGGCUUUUCUAUCCUUCAGUUGUGUAAGAACUCAAAUUUUGCCAGCUCAUGAACUUGCCUAGUCACAGUUAAAGACUUUUGAAAAAAACCUGAUCACACUACGGAUGCAAAGACACUCAUGGCACACCGGAUGAGUGGAAGAAGAUGAUAAAAGUAGCUUGAUAAUAUGUUAGCAUUAGUAAUAACAGAAGCCGCAGAAUGGACAUCUUCAUGCUUGCUGAGGAAAGCUGCCUUUUCAUUCUGAAAGUCAACAGGACUCCUGUGGAGAUGUACAUAGCAUAUUCUAUGUUUUUUUUUUCCUUUUCCUGAUGUGGCAAACCCUAUAGCUGGGCUUGAGGGCAAAGUAGUUAAAACGUGUGAGGGGCUGCUUUAGCUUUUAGGGUUGCUGGUACUUUGGUUUUGUUUCCUACUGAAAGCAGCAGAAGCUUCACAAAAAAACCCCUAUGAAUCUCAGAAAGGAAAACUGGCAACCAGGCACACCUUGCUCCUUCUUAAAAUGUAAAAAAAACAUUGCAUAAAUAAAGGAAAAAAAAAAUCCCCUAUUACACAAUAUAAUGUUUGGUAUAGAACCCUGAACAUCCUGCAUAUGUGUAUGAGUCUCCAUUUCAUCUUUGGGGAUUUUUUUGUUUGUUUGGUUGGGUUUUUUAGCAUGGAUUUCUUUUUGAAGAAAUGGCAAUCGAGCCCUUGCUACCUCAAUGCGAAGGACUCAGACUAUGGACGCACUUGAGCAGGCAUCUCUCUGGCACAUGUCUUGGGAGAAAUUUCUAGAAAGUAUAGCUCUUAGUUUAAGACCCAGGUAUCUUUCUUUAAGAGGAGAAAGCCUGAGGCUGGACUGAGUAACUAAGCUAAACU